AUGACGCUUGAUGCUUCAUUCGGUCAUACAUCAGAAGCAUGGCAAGAUGCAGUGCGAUCAUUCCUAUCGAGCCUUGGCCCAUUUGAACGAGCAGCAUUCCUGGCGCCGGCAAACCCUGAUGAUUGUAUGAACGUUCUUUUAGCAACACAGCGCCGAAAAUCUAAGCUAGCACGAAUCCUUGGCCUCAUGAAACCCGCGAUCGACCCACUCAAGCGAUUCGAGAGCGCGAUCGAUGUUAUUGUUCAGGUCAACGCGGGAAUUGCCUCCCCAAUAUGGGGUCCGCUCAAGAUUGUCGUGACGCUCUCGGCAGAUCAUCUCCGUACUCUAGAGAGUAUAGCCAUGAUCAUUCAUAAGAUUAUCAGCUCAUUACAGAGGUUUUCAAAGUACGAAGAACUAUUCGAAAAGAACAAGCUUGUUCAGGAUACGAUCGGGGCACUUUACUGCGAUUAUCUCGACUUCUGCGUUCGGGUUACUAAAUUCUACUCAACAUCUUCAUUUCGAAAUUUCUUUUCUUCUUUUGAUAAGGACUUUCGAGAUGUCGCUGAGAACAUUCAACUUCAUAGCCAAAAUGUCGACUGGGCAGCACAUACAGCCCAUAUUGAAGAGACCCAACGUGAAGCGGAGAAGGCUAGGAUAGAAAGGAAAGUACAUGAGAGAGGUAACAUCCAAAGAUGGUUGUCCCCUUCGACCGUCGACGACGAUCUCCAAAGGCAUUUAGACGAGUACAUACCUCAUUCGUGCGAUUACAUAUUGGCCUCCGAGCAAUUUCAGUCCUUCGUUUCGCUAGGCGACAUCAAAGGGCCUUCCGUUCUUGCAUUACAAGGUUUACCGGGGAGUGGGAAGACUACGACAGCAGCUUUCAUCAUAGACCAUCUGCGAAACGAAGGAUUCGAAGUACUAUACUUUUUCUUCAAGGCGAACGAUGUAGAGAAGCGCUCUCUACUUCAUUGUGCUCGGACAAUUCUAGCCCAGUUAGUCCGAUUGGAAGAACAUCUCUAUAACUUGGUCGGACCAUUUUACCAAAAGAGCGGCCGAGUUAUAGCUGACUCACUGGUCGAAGUUCUGCGGGCCGUCUCUAUCGCGCUGGAACACUUGAAAAUGGGGCAGAUAUUCAUAGUCCUCGACGCACUCGAUGAGUCUUCUAAUAGCGGCGAAAUAUGGCAAUGGAUCGCUACUCAGUGCAGGAGCAAUAUACUACCACUUCGAUUCCUAACUACAUCUCGACCUUCGUCUUCCCCACAACCUUCUAAUAUACGUCGAACGUACCUCAGAAUGGAGAGCUUCGAAACCGAUACCGUCGAACUAUACAUACUCGAUCGCGUUCGAAGAAAUCCAAUCAUUGGCAAUACAGACAUCGGAAAGCAGGUCGCAGACUAUGUCUCAUCCGCUGCGAAGGGACUUUGGCUUUACGCCCGUCUCAUGAUGGACGAUAUUGAUAGGCUUCCUUCUGCUGGGCAGAUUCAAAAGCAGCUGAAGGUUUUACCAAGAGGCUUUACCGAACUGUACACACAGAUACUGAGAACGACCGAAAGCAGCUUCAACCCAAUUGAAUUGAAGCUAGCUCAACAGCUUUAUCUAUGGAUCGAUGUUGCUGACUACCUUCCCAAGUAUUUGGUAUUCGCUAAUGAUCGACUUGGAUACAACAUGUUAGAGUCAAUAUUUCAAUACGCGAACGAUGGAGAGGCUGUACACGACCCAGCUAGGCAAGCGAGCCGCGUUUCGGGCCCACUCAUAGAAGUCUCUGAUACGGAUGUUGAGUCCACAGACUCGCGCGCCUAUGAACUUGACUUCAUUCAUCACACAGCAGCGCAGUACCUAAUCGAAUGUAACGAUCUUCCGGCCGCGCAACUACCACAUGCACUACGUCCUCGACGCCUCCGACACCUACAUCGUGCCGUCGUUGCGAUUUGGUAUUUCACGAAAUGCGACCAAUCAGAGAUUCUACUCCAAGAGCUACAACAAAAGGAGGAAAGGGGCAUGAAAUCAGCAAUGUGCUACUUCGAGAUGGCUUACGGUAUUUGGAACACGCUUCACGAGGUCCAGUUCCCCGAGAUUCAAGAUGACCAGGAGGCUCGUGAGGCGAAGACCCUACUACGAAAAUUGACCGAGUUCAUCUCGACACCAGCCUGUCUACGUUGGGUCGAAUGCGCCAUUAUCAUCAACUACAAGGGGAAAUUCCCGCAUCUCUUGCUAAACGCAACUAAGGCCUGGGAGGCAGCUAAGCAAAUCGAGACCCAUAUGUUUGCACCAUAUGUGGCUUUUUCGCGAGUGCGGGAGGAGUUCUGUAGGAACUACGCUUUCGUAUUGGCGACUACGGGUUUCGGAAGUGAAUAUGCACCUUACGAACUCCAAGGUCCUGCUCCAGAGGGAUUUUCGCAAGAUGAAUUGGCACAAGAGAUACUUCGUCUAGGAGAAAAGUGGCGACCGUUAGUAUUCCCUGGUUCAGGUGAAAUGGAUUGA
This is a messenger RNA of Hypoxylon trugodes, 2460 nucleotides long. RefSeq lists its product as uncharacterized. The record is from RefSeq and is a predicted model, not a curated record. The coding region runs from base 1 to 2460 and encodes 819 amino acids. Lineage: Eukaryota; Fungi; Ascomycota; Sordariomycetes; Xylariales; Hypoxylaceae. The transcript is spliced from 4 exons.